Messenger RNA from Pteropus alecto (black flying fox), 4645 nucleotides. It is a transcript of the gene WWTR1, whose product is annotated as WW domain containing transcription regulator 1. Gene Ontology annotation, biological process: hippo signaling; positive regulation of transcription by RNA polymerase II. The coding region runs from base 269 to 1471 and encodes 400 amino acids. The transcript has 7 exons. Gene Ontology annotation, cellular component: nucleus; cytoplasm. The record is from RefSeq and is a predicted model, not a curated record. NCBI's taxonomy places the organism in Eukaryota, Metazoa, Chordata, Mammalia, Chiroptera, Pteropodidae. Gene Ontology annotation, molecular function: protein binding; transcription coactivator activity; transcription corepressor activity.
CUCCAAACUUUGUUUAUGGGACAGUCCCGGAGCCGCGGCGGCCGCGCUGUCUGCUUCUCCUCCGCCUCCUCCUCCGGGAGCGCGAACGCCUGAGGCCAGUUCAGGGGAUGUGAGAGCCGAAGCCCCUCGGCUGCCAGGCACUGAGUCGGGUCAGGAUUUGCUAACUGGCCUCCGGUUUCAGCUCUGCAAGCUCGGGACGCACCAGAGCGACCCAGGCCGGACGGCGGCCGCCGCACGCCUAGACUCGGCUUCGCUGCGCUCUCAGAAGAUGAAUCCGGCUUCGGCGCCCCCUCCGCUCCCGCCACCCGGGCAGCAAGUGAUCCACGUCACGCAGGACCUAGACACGGACCUCGAAGCCCUCUUCAACUCGGUCAUGAACCCCAAGCCCAGCUCGUGGAGGAAGAAGAUCCUGCCCGAGUCGUUUUUCAAGGAGCCUGAUUCCGGCUCACACUCGCGGCAGUCGAGCACCGACUCGUCCGGCGGCCACCCAGGGCCGCGGCUGGCCGGCGGCGCCCAGCACGUCCGCUCACAUUCGUCUCCGGCGUCCCUGCAGCUGGGCACCAGCACCGGCGCUGCUGGCAGCCCGGCGCAGCAGCACGCGCACCUCCGCCAGCAGUCCUACGAUGUGACCGACGAGCUGCCACUGCCCCCGGGCUGGGAGAUGACCUUCACCGCCACUGGCCAGAGGUACUUCCUCAAUCACAUAGAAAAAAUCACCACGUGGCAAGACCCUAGGAAGGCGAUGAAUCAGCCCUUGAAUCAUAUGAACCUCCACCCUGCUGCCACUUCUACACCAGCACCCCAGAGGCCCAUGGCCAUGUCUCAGCCAAAUCUCGUAAUGAAUCACCAACACCAGCAGCAAAUGGCACCCAGCACCCUGAGCCAGCAGAACCACCCUACUCAGAACCCACCGGCAGGGCUGAUGAGUCUGCCUAAUGCGCUGACUACUCAACAGCAGCAGCAGCAGAAACUUCGGCUUCAGCGGAUCCAGAUGGAGAGAGAGAGGAUUCGAAUGCGCCAAGAGGAGCUCAUGAGGCAGGAAGCUGCCCUCUGUAGACAGCUCCCCAUGGAAGCUGAGACUCUGGCCACGGUUCAGGCUGCUGUCAACCCACCUGCCAUGACCCCAGACAUGAGAUCCAUCACUAAUAAUAGCUCAGACCCUUUCCUCAAUGGAGGGCCAUAUCAUUCGAGGGAGCAGAGCACUGACAGUGGCCUGGGGUUAGGGUGCUACAGUGUCCCGACGACUCCAGAGGACUUCCUCAGCAACGUGGAUGAGAUGGACACAGGAGAAAACGCAGGACAGACACCCAUGAACAUCAAUCCUCAGCAGACUCGUUUUCCUGAUUUUCUUGACUGUCUUCCAGGAACAAAUGUUGACCUAGGAACUUUGGAAUCUGAAGAUCUGAUUCCCCUUUUCAAUGAUGUAGAGUCUGCUCUGAACAAAAGCGAGCCCUUUCUAACCUGGCUGUAAUCAGUACCAUUGUAACGGGUGCAGCCAUGACCUGACAUUUCCUGGGCCCCUUGGAAAAAGCGAUGGAGCAGAGCAAGUCUGCAGGUGUACCACUUUCUGCCUUCAUGACUCAUGCUCCCUCUUUUCCAUGUGGCAGAUUUAAUCAUUGCCUGGAUUUGAUUGACAGUAACUUAAGUUAAACAUAAAUAAAUAUUCUAUUUUCAUGUUAUGCAAGCCUGCAUUCCUGUGGUGGGUUAUGCAGAAUUGCUUCUCUGUUUUUCUCUCUGUGGCCCCAUGACUAAGCUUUAUGGGUUUUAGUUGAAAUUUAUACAUGAAUUGAUUAUAAACUAUAAAAAGCUGACCACAGGCAGUGACCUCUGACAGGUGUCUCGGUCCAGGAAAUGUACACAAAAUUAGACCUGAUUUGCAGUUUCAAAAACUGUAUUGAUGACAGUAGUACCAAAUGCUUUAAGUAUUUAACCCGAGCUUUAAAAAUCAUUGUAUGGAUAGUAAAAUUCUGCUGUAUGGAAUACAAUGUAGUUUUGAAUCCAUGCUGGUUCUGAUGAUUCUUGUUACUCUGUAUUUACAAAGGCACACACAAUCCUGUUGUAGUUUGUUCUCCAUCAUCUUACCGCAGAACAUCUAGACAACUAGUCCUUCCAGCGGGAGAACAUUAGUCACAGCUCCUACACUACAGGUCUUCUGCAACAGACCAGUUUGGUACUAAUUAUAAGCAUCUAUUAAACAAAACUUUUUAAAAUUGCAAGUUGGAUUAAAAAAAAAUGCAGCUUAGAAUUUGAUGUUUAUUUUAUAAAGCACUAUAAUUUUGUAGCUGACAACAAAGGGCAGCCAAACUUUUUUAAUAAAUCAGUGGCGACUAUAUUUUUGUCUUUUGAAACUUCUGAAAAUAUCAGGACAACAUACCUUUCGACCUGGUGGCACACACAGUAAGCUGUUGCUUUUUAAAUCUGAAGCCUUGUUAGUUUUGCUUUCAAGAUUUCAAGUGUUUAAAAUAGUCUUAUCUAUGAAACUGUUUGAAAGAUGAAGCAGAACCCUGACUGAUAUGUAAAAAAAAUGCCCUCUGAGGGUGUAUGGUGGAGACAUAUGUUUCUGAAUUCAGUAAAAUUGAUUCUUAAGUAUAUUAUUCUAACCCUGUUUGCACAGUUGGUAUAAAAAGGCAUGAAAUAUGUACUCAAUACCUCUUAUGUAACCAAAAAUUUUUUUUUUUUAUUAACUUUUAAGGACUGAGAGAGAGCAUCAGGUUCACCUGGCGUGCACUCUGCCUGCAUUGCCAAUGAAGUCCUCAACUGUUUAAUGUUUUCAACUGACAUUAUUUAUAACUUAUGAAUUUAAUAUCUUUUAAAAAAGACAUUAAUAAUUCAGGUCUCUGGGAGGAGCCUUUCAAUUCCCAAGGGAGGCUUAUUUGUUCGGGAUCUGAAGAUCUUUUUGAUCUAUCAAAUGCAGAUGAGCAGAAUACAUUUUAUCUUGUUGGAAGGAAGGCAAGUGAAAAGGUCAGAGAUGAAGUAGUAAAGUUAUGGAAUAUAGUGGAAAGGACGCUAGUUGUGAAGUGGAAAUAGACAUUAUAGUACCCCCAAAGCAAGACAAGCAGGAACAAAAUACCAAUUUUCUGCUACAACAUUUAUAGCAAAAGAGUGUUGUGGAAGAAAAGAAGGCUCUGGUGCACUUUAGGUGGGUGAAGGAGGGGCAGGCGGUGUUGGCCUGUCCGCGCUGACACCGAGCAUUGGGCAGACGAGAGCAUACGCCUGCUGUUGCUUCCAACACAAUGCAGUGACUUCUUUUUCCUGAAAGAAAUGUUCCUCUGAUUCCUUUUCUCUCUCUGGGUGCUCUAGAGGGAACGGGGUGAUGUUUAUGUUGCUACUAAAUUGAAGGGCGCACUAUUUCUUUUUCUCUUUUGUUAGCAAUAAUUGCAGAAAGAGUUGUACAUUCUUUCUAAGGAAAAAAAACAAGGGACCUAACAAAACUGAGCAGUGUUACUGUAUUUUUAAAAAAUAUUUUUAUAGACUCAUUUUCAGGUUAUUAAACGUAAAAGAAACAGAUACCCCUCUUUUUUUUUUUUAAAGUAGUUAAAACAUCAGUGGUUUGUAGUAUCAAUUUUUAGAAGUAAUUUCCUAGGAAGCUUGUGGCAUUAGAAAAUAUUAGAAUCUUUUUAGUAAAAUUAGUUGAAACAUUUAUUAAUGAACAUAACAAAUAUUUUUCCAGAAUUAAAUAUGGACCCUGAUUAUGUGUUUACUAAUACAUAAAGCUAGAUAUAAUUUUUUUGUGUUUGUUUUUAAGGCCACAAAAUAUGGCCUUUAUUAAAGAACACUAAAUCUAGAUAUCUAAGUAAGAACAACUUUUUAAAGACUAUUUCCUAUUAUUGUAAGUGUUAAAAUCCCUGCAGAAUCAUGAUAAGGUGCUAUUUAUACUGUUUUUCUUAUUAUAGAACAACUGCCAGGAUAUCUAGUCUUUUUAGUCCAAAUCAAUCAAUAGAUUUCAACAUUUCAUCCAAUAGUUUUACCAUAGAAAAGGCAUAUUAAAAAUUGAAAUUGAAAAAAUAAUUUCAGAGAUCUUUUUUUCAAGGUAUGUUUUUUUCCUGAUAAAACACAUUUUCUUGAAGUAAAUACAUUGUCAGAACCUAUUUGCAACUCUAUUAAAUCUAAGUAAUUCUUAAUGUUUCACCAUAAUACUUAGGAUGUGAAAUGCCAUCUCUUUCACUGAUCAUACAAUAUAGGAGAAGCACAUAAAAACGGUGUGCUGGGGUGCUGUUCCCCAGUGCGAGAGAAAAGCUCUCUGUGGAAGGUGAACUGGAGUGAGAGAAGUGUUGCUAAUUACCAGUUGUGUUCUCAUGACAUAAUUAGAAAGUAACUUUUGAAAGUACAAGUAUGAAAAAAAUGAGUUGUUAAAAAAAUAGAAAAUUGUAAAUUAAUUUAAUUGAGAAAAUGGACAAUUGACGGAGACUGUUUCCCUAACACACUACAUCAUUUAUGUGCUAGUACUUUAACUUAAAAAAAAAUUUACUCCUACAUUUUUUAAAUAUGACAUAUGUGUGUUUAUUUUUAAUUUAGAAUGCUAUGCGUGCAGAAAGUAUGCUGCCAGAUCAGUCAUAUCAAACUAUUUUACCUGGAGUUUGGUACUGGUUUUUACAUCUCUGAUUCUGUGUAAGAAAAAUAAAUACAGUUGAAUUUUCACUUGGAA